Messenger RNA from Peromyscus californicus insignis, 2140 nucleotides. RefSeq names its product mucin-12-like. The coding region runs from base 104 to 2140 and encodes 678 amino acids. The transcript has 3 exons. NCBI's taxonomy places the organism in Eukaryota, Metazoa, Chordata, Mammalia, Rodentia, Cricetidae. The record is from RefSeq and is a predicted model, not a curated record.
UACAACCUUCUCAGGGAGCUCAGUGUUCACAGAUACAGCUAUUCCUCCUGACACCUCACUCACUACAGCCCAGACUGGGACACACACAACCUCCCAGAGAAGCAUGAUUUCAACAACAGCAACUCAAACAACUGAGCCAUCUCAAACAACAACCUUCACUCAGGAUUCGACAAACUUGCCAAGCAGUUCAGUUUCCACAGAAACCACUGUACCUCCUGAUGUCACCCACACCUCAGCCCUGACUGAGGCAUCUACAACAUCCCUAAGAAGUCCAACAUUGACACAGUCAACUGAAGCUUUUGAGACCUCUCAGACAACAGUGUUCACUCAGGAAUCUACAACAUCCCCAAGCAAACUGAUUUCAACCCAUGCAAGUCAGGCAACAGACUCUAUGGAAACUGUAUCUACUCAGAGGUCUACAACCUUCCCCAGCAGCUCAGUUUCCAUAGAAACAGCUGUGCCUGUUGAGAGUUCCCCCAGUACUGUCCACCCUGAGGCAUCUACAACCUCCCUGAGCAGUUCAAUUUCAUCACAUGCAACUCAACCCACUGAAACCUCCAAAACAGAGUUCACUCAGGAAUCUACAACCUCUCCAAGCAGCUUAAUUUCAUCAGGAACUUCUGUACCUCCUGAUGUCACCCACACGUCAGCCCUGACUGAGGCAUCUACCACAUCCCUAAGCAUCCCAACAUCGACACAAGCAACUCAAGGCCCUCAGAACUCUGAAACAACAGCCUUCACUCAGGAAUCUACAACCUUUCAAAGCAGCUCAGAUUCUACAGAAACAGCUGUGCCUCCUGUCACCUUACCCACUACAGGACAGACUGAGGCCUACACAACCACCUUGAACAGCUUGAUUUCUACACAAGCAACUGAGACUUCCCAAAAGACAGCUUUCACUCAGGAAUCUUCAACUUUACUAAGCACCUCAAUGUCAACAGAGAGUGCUGCACCUCCUGAGAGUUCCCCCAGCACAGUCCAAACUGAGGCUUCUACAACCUCCCCAAGCAGCUCAAUUGCAACACAUGGAUCUCAACCAACAGAAACCUCCAAAACAGAGUUCACGCAGGAAUCUACAACCUCGCCAAGGAGCUCAAUUUCCUCAGAAACCUCUGUACCUCCUGAUGUCACCCACACUUCAUCCCUGACUGAGGCAUCUACAAUAUCCCAAGCAACUCAGGCCCCUGACACCUCUCAAGCAACAGUCUUCACUCAGGAAUCCACAACCUUUCCAAGCAGCUCUAUUUCCCCAGAAACUGCUGUCUCUCCUGUGGUCACCCACAUCACACCCCAAUCUGAGGCCUCUACAACUACCCCAGGCAGCCGGAUUUCCACACAAGAUACUCAAGCCCUGACUGAGGCAUCUACAACAUCCCUAAGAAGUCCAACAUUGACACAGUCAACUGAAGCUUUUGAGACCUCUCAGACAACAGUGUUCACUCAGGAAUCUACAACAUCCCCAAGCAAACUGAUUUCAACCCAUGCAAGUCAGGCAACAGACUCUAUGGAAACUGUAUCUACUCAGAGGUCUACAACCUUCCCCAGCAGCUCAGUUUCCAUAGAAACAGCUGUGCCUGUUGAGAGUUCCCCCAGUACUGUCCACCCUGAGGCAUCUACAACCUCCCUGAGCAGUUCAAUUUCAUCACAUGCAACUCAACCCACUGAAACCUCCAAAACAGAGUUCACUCAGGAAUCUACAACCUCUCCAAGCAGCUUAAUUUCAUCAGGAACUUCUGUACCUCCUGAUGUCACCCACACGUCAGCCCUGACUGAGGCAUCUACCACAUCCCUAAGCAUCCCAACAUCGACACAAGCAACUCAAGGCCCUCAGAACUCUGAAACAACAGCCUUCACUCAGGAAUCUACAACCUUUCAAAGCAGCUCAGAUUCUACAGAAACAGCUGUGCCUCCUGUCACCUUACCCACUACAGGACAGACUGAGGCCUACACAACCACCUUGAACAGCUUGAUUUCUACACAAGCAACUGAGACUUCCCAAAAGACAGCUUUCACUCAGGAAUCUUCAACUUUACUAAGCACCUCAAUGUCAACAGAGAGUGCUGCACCUCCUGAGAGUUCCCCCAGAAUCUACAACCUCCACAACCAGCACAAUUUCCACAGAAACGGCUGUAACUCCUGA